Molecule: messenger RNA, 1870 nt
Organism: Cylas formicarius (sweet potato weevil)
Lineage: Eukaryota; Metazoa; Arthropoda; Insecta; Coleoptera; Brentidae
Product: zinc finger protein 675-like
Exons: 3
Coding region: 265-1659 (464 amino acids)
Biological process (GO): regulation of transcription by RNA polymerase II
Molecular function (GO): DNA-binding transcription factor activity; RNA polymerase II cis-regulatory region sequence-specific DNA binding
Source: RefSeq, a predicted model, not a curated record
CGCGUGGCCCAAGGCAUACGCCAAAUAAUCGAAAAAAAUGGCCAACGAUCCGGGCGCUCGCUCGAGGGAUUGAUUUCGCAAAUUCGCGUGCAACAAGUGUCCGCCGUCCGAUCGACGUACCACGUGAACAUUAGUGCCGUCGUCGCGGCCGACAUGGCGUAGGCCGACGAUCGCCGUUGGUUUUCUGACGGGAUUCGCGGAUCGUAAACAAAGUGCAUGUUUCGUAAAUAGGCCUCCGGGUUUGCGUUUCGAGCGUGCGAAACGAUGGAGGCCGUGCGCAGAUCGAGCAGAAAUGCCGGCGGGAAAUCCGGCAAGUCCAAAUCACCCGGGACGGGAGACGACGACGCCGAGAGGCCGAGGCCCAGGGGCAGGCCUAGGAAGGUUAUAAAACAGGAAAGCGCGAAGAAAGCGUCCCGGAAAAGAAAAAGGUUGUCGGAAGGAGAAGUCGACGGCGAGAGUCUCGAGGAGUUACUGGACGAGACGGACCGCCACGCGCAGACCAUGGACGCGGUCGAGAGCCAACUCGAGAGCCUGUUCUCGAAGGACGGGAAGAAGAAACGGGGGCGGCCGCUCAAGCAGGUCAAAAUUACGGACCUGAUGGGCGCGAGGAUCAAACGGGAACAAUCGCAUGAUGUCGAGGACGAAGAGGGCGCGGAUAACGAUGGCCUGGACCCCGACGAUGACGAGUCCGACGUGGAGGACCCCCGCAUGGAAUGGUUGCCCGACGAUUACGCGGAAUACAAGCAGAUUCAUUCGUUGAAAAAAGUGCGGCGGGUGUUGUUCAGAUGCGAAAUGUGCCAGGGGGACUUCCCUUCCGUUCAGUGCCUCAAAAAACACGAAGCCCAGUCGGGGCACGUGUCGGUGAACCAGAAAUCGUCGGACUUGUUUCUCGCCCAGGACGCGAACGGCGACGUGGACGAAGACUCGGACACAGAGAGCAGAUCAGAAUGGGUGCCCGAGGACUACGCGGAAUACAAGCUGAAGCAUUCCCUGAAGAGGCAGAAGAAGGCGACAAUCUACAAGUGCAAGAUCUGCCUACAGAUCUUUCCUUCAUACUAUAAGCUGUGCAAGCACCGCGAGAUCCACUCGGAGAAGCCGCAGCCCUACGAGUGCAAGCACUGCGAGGAGAAGUUCGCCGACGUCGACACCCUCACCGCGCACAUCCGCAUGCAUCGGGGAAAACACCCGUAUCCGUGUCGCAAGUGCGACCAGGGCUUCAACACGAAGGAGGAGCUGGAAAAGCACCAGCCGAUCCACGUGCUGAGGAAGCUGUCGACGCCGGUUAAGCGGUUCCGUUGCGACAUAUGCUCCAAGGAGUUCAGCAAGCUGUCGGACAUGGAGCGGCACACGCGGGUCCACACCGGCGAGAAACCGUGCGAGUGCAACAUCUGCCACAAGCGGUUCCAGCAGUCCCACAACCUCAGCAAGCACCUGUUGUCGCACCUCCACGUCAAACCGUACCAGUGCGAGAUAUGCAACCGCAAAUUCGGCAGGAGCGACGUGCUCAACCGUCACCUGCUGAUCCACUCGAUCGAGAAGCCGUACAAGUGCACCAUCUGCCUCAAGGGUUUCAUCCGGAGCAUCCAGUACGCGCACCACAUGACCAAGCUGCACCCCGAAGCGGCGCCGUCCGCCGCAGACGACGCCGACGCCAGCUAAGAACUUUUUACACCCGCCCCGUAUAUACAUGUAGUGGCGGACCGCCUUUGUGUACCUUACUUUUUAUCGUCGCCCUUUUUUGUCCGACGCCACUGGCGAGCGAAAUAAAACGAUCCGCGCGCCAUCUUUGUGUUUUUUUUUAAUCGUUAAAAACGUAGUAGUUCUUUCGUCCCGAUCCUGCAAUCGCUUCUGUGCGGGGGCGGAAGAGGUU